AUGGCUGAAAGAAACCUCCGAACUGAGCGCAUACAACAGGAAAGAAAAAACUGGAGAAAAGACCAUCCGUUUGGUUUUUAUGCGAAGCCCAUGAAGGCUCCUGAUGGAUCACUAGAUCUACUCAAUUGGACGGCUGGAAUCCCUGGAAAAUCAAAUACACUGUGGGACAACGCCACUUACCCGCUUACCAUCAUAUUCCCUGAAGAAUACCCUGCCAAGCCUCCAAAAGUCAAGUUUCCAGCUGGCUUUUACCAUCCAAAUGUCUAUCCAUCGGGUACGGUGUGUCUGUCGAUAUUGAACGAAGAACAAGAUUGGCGGCCCGCCAUUUCCCUGAAACAAAUAUUGCUGGGUGUCCAAGAACUACUUAAUACACCAAACCCUGAUUCUCCUGCGCAGGAACCUGCCUGGAGACUUUACACCAAGGACCGUGUCGCAUACGAGAAAAAGAUCAGGGAACAGACCAAACGGUAUGCCAAUCCAGACAAAUAA
Molecule: messenger RNA, 489 nt
Organism: Ogataea parapolymorpha DL-1
Lineage: Eukaryota; Fungi; Ascomycota; Pichiomycetes; Pichiales; Pichiaceae
Product: SUMO-conjugating enzyme UBC9
Exons: 2
Coding region: 1-489 (162 amino acids)
Biological process (GO): protein sumoylation
Cellular component (GO): nucleus
Molecular function (GO): SUMO conjugating enzyme activity
Source: RefSeq, a predicted model, not a curated record